Messenger RNA from Danio aesculapii, 2255 nucleotides. RefSeq lists its product as uncharacterized. Lineage: Eukaryota; Metazoa; Chordata; Actinopteri; Cypriniformes; Danionidae. The record is from RefSeq and is a predicted model, not a curated record. Bases 137 to 1768 code for a protein of 543 amino acids. Gene Ontology annotation, molecular function: GTP binding. The transcript has 3 exons.
AGAGCUUUGUUGUGACAACUCAACAAUAUGGAUUCGAGCGCAAGGGAAAAAGUAAUGGAUCCCCGCGGAUGACAUGAGAGUACAUCAAGACAGAAUUUAAAUUUUGGGGUUACCUGUAAAUUAAAACCAAACAACAAUGCAAUCGCGAACUAACCUCAAUCGGAAUACCAGCAUGCAAAGGCCAGAUCCUCCACCACGGAGACCAAAACUGAUUCAUCGAGGUCCCCCAGCAAGAUACCGUCUACAUACAGAGAGAAAAUUGCUUGAUGACAAUGGAAAAGUCAGGAAAUGGACCUUUGGGAAAAGAGAUGCCAGUAAACCAAAUAAAAUCAUUCUGCUGGUGGGAGAGACUGGCGUUGGUAAGACCACCAUCAUCAACACCAUGGUCAACUACUUAAUAGGAGUGAAGUUUGAGGAAGAAACUUGGUAUGAAAUCACAGAAGAAGAAGCCAGAGAUCAGUCAGAAUCCCAAACCUCUGAAAUCACCAUGUAUGAGGUCUUUCCUGUGAAGAGCUCCAUUUCUCUCACCAUCAUUGAUACUCCAGGUUACGGAGACACUAGAGGACUGGAGAAAGAUUUGGAAGUUGCAGAGAAUUUAUCUGCUCUGUUUCAGAACAAUGAUGGAGUUCGAGAAGUCGAUGCUGUGUGUUUUGUGAUUCAAGCGGCAAAGAAUCGUCUCUCAGACAGACAACACUACAUUAUCAGCUCAAUCCUGUCUCUGUUUGGGAAAGACAUUGUGAACAACAUUGUGUUUUUAAUCACACACUCUGAUGGUCUUCCUCCUAAAAAUGUCCUCGGUGCCAUUAAUAAAGCUAAAAUCCCCUGCAGACGAGACAGAGAAGGCCAACCUGUUCAUUUCAUAUUCAACAAUCGUCAAGCUGAUGCCCGUCACAAUGAGAAACGCUACAAUCGUGCUCAAAGAGACGCCUGGGAAGACAGCAUGGAUGGCAUGAAAGAAUUCUUUCAAUCUCUGACUGCAAGGAACAGAAGAAGUUUAGAGUUGACUUCAGAUGUCCUGAUUGACCGCAUUCAGUUUGAAGCUUCCAUAAGCAACUUACAACUGAGAGUCCAAGAGAAAGAGUCGAAGAAGUCUGAAAAGAUUCAGAUUCAGGAGGCAAUAAAACAGAACAAGGAAAAGAUUGAGGAGCGAAGAAAUUUUGGCAUAACCGUAAAAAAGACAGUCAAAGUGAAGGUACCCAUUGAGAACGCAUCAUGGAAAAACAGAAAGGCGACGACCUGCACCGUCUGUGAGGAAAACUGCCAUGAGUUUGACUGCUGGUGGGUUUCUAAUCCUAGCCAAUGUGAAGUCAUGAGAAAUGGUUUCUGCACUGUGUGCACAGGGAAAUGCCACUACAGCAAGCACGUCAAAGAGAACAAGAAAUAUGUAAUCAGCACUUCAAGCUACAUGAUGGAGUUUGACUACAUAAAAAAGGAAUAUGAAAAAGUUCAAAAACAAACCAAGACAUAUUUAGUUUUAAUGCAAGAUCUUGAAGAAGAGUUGAAGGAGAUUGAGGAACAAAAGCAAAUGUUACUGUCAGAUGCUUACCACAACAUCAAGCAUCUGUCUCAGAUCGCACUAAAACCAGACUCUGCCUUCACUCUCCAGCAUCUGGACUUCUUCAUCCCCAGAGUGAAGGAGGCUGGGAAAGAAGAAUGGGUUCGAGAGCUGGAGGAGAUGAGAAGACAAGCAGUAGCUGAAGAAGCCAAUAAAGACGCUCUGAGUUACCUGAAAGCUGGACUGGCUAAACUCUUCCUUGGUGAAAAAUGACUGAAUCCACCAGCUCAGUCACAAAUCAAUGCAGGUGUUCAAUUCAGUACACACGAUUUUCUACUUCACUCUUAGACCAGAGAAUGCUUGUAUACAGUAUAAGUGAAUAUAUGAGAUGACAUUUCUACUAUUUGUGCUAACCACGAUACUGAUACCAUGAACUGAAUAAUCAUUGAACUCCUCUGCACUAGUCUUCAUCAGUCUGCUGAACUCUAUUUGCUUGAUAUCCUUCAUGUCCUUCUCAGUGAUGGACUCAUAUCCGUUUAAUAUUGCAUGUUCAUGUUUAUAGUCUGCAAUGUUUAAAGCGCUAUAGAAGACAAUGAUGACUUGACAUUAGAUAAAAGCUUGUCUGUGCAGUAUUACAGGAAUGAAACAACCGUAUUAUACUACUGAACAUAUUACACUAUUAGUCAGCUUGUGUAUUUUAUUUAAAUUGUUGUAUACUAUAUAAUAGUCUCAUGACUUUAAUACUACUUUUGUCCUUCAA